Molecule: messenger RNA, 450 nt
Organism: Uranotaenia lowii
Lineage: Eukaryota; Metazoa; Arthropoda; Insecta; Diptera; Culicidae
Product: 60S ribosomal protein L8-like
Exons: 2
Coding region: 1-450 (149 amino acids)
Biological process (GO): cytoplasmic translation
Cellular component (GO): cytosolic large ribosomal subunit; ribosome
Molecular function (GO): structural constituent of ribosome; RNA binding
Source: RefSeq, a predicted model, not a curated record
AUGGGGCAAAUAAUUAGUGCACAGCAUAAAGGUGCGGGAUCAGUAUUCACGGCCCACACCAAAAAGCGAAAGGGACUUUCCAAACUGCGUCUUCUGGAUUACGCCGAGCGACAUGGUUACAUGAAGGGAGUCGUGAAACAAAUCAUCCACGAUCCAGGUCGUGGCGCCACGCUGGCCGUCGUCCACUUCCGGGACCCGUACAAGUUGAAGGUCCGUAAGCAGCUGUUUAUCGCCGCCGAGGGUAUGUACACCGGUCAGUUUGUGUACUGCGGAAAGCGCGCCCAGCUGCAGAUCGGAAACGUGCUCCCGAUCGGUCUGAUGCCCGAAGGUACCAUCGUGUGCAACCUGGAGGAGAAGACCGGUGAUCGGAGCAAGCUGGCCCGUACCUCCGGCAACUAUGCCUCGGUCAUUGCCCACAAUUCAAACAUUAGAUGUGCUAGUCAGUCUUAA